AGUCCCGAGCAGAGAGACACACAGGCAAAGAGUCCGUGAACAACUUUUAAUGUAUGCGGGCCAGUGUGUCGGGGCGCACUGUUUCCCCCCUCGUUUAUGCAUCCUCCUGCUCGACUUAGCUCAACCACGGCUCGCUGUUUCCUCACCGGCUCCGUAGCUCGUCCGUUUUUGGCUCAAAAAGCGGUUGUGUGUCAGUUUCUUUUAUGUGUCCAGCCCUCUCCUGCGACUCCAGCACAGAACCGGCCUUGACUGAGUGAUUGAGUGAGUGACUGCAUGGACCAGACUGAACAUGAAGAGCCUCAAAGCGAAGUUUAGGAAAACCGAUACCAAUGAGUGGAACAAAAAUGAUGAGCGCCUGCUUGCUGCAGUGGAGCAUGGCGAGGUGGAGAAGGUGGCAUCACUUCUUGCCAAGAAAGGCACCAGCGCUGUAAAGCUUGACAGCGAGGGCAAAUCAGCGCUUCAUGUGGCAGCUGCACGUGGACAGACAGACUGCCUAGCUGCAAUCCUGGCCCAUGGAGCUGACCUGUCAGUCGCUGAUGCUGCAGGUUAUAAUCCGUUGCACCUGGCUGCCAAAAACAAUCACAUCGAGUGCUGCAAAAAGCUCAUUCAGAGUAAAUGUCCUGUCGAUGCUGUAGACAGCUCAGGAAAGGCUGCUCUGCAUCACGCUGCUGCCAGUGGGAGCAUCCAGACGGUCCAACUGCUGUGUGAACUCAAAAGUCCCAUCAACCUGAAAGAUGCAGACGGGCUCACCCCUUUGCUGCUGUCAGCCAAACACGGUCAUGCUGAGGUGUGCAGCGCUUUGCUGGACUGUGGUGCUGAAAUCAACACUUCCGACAACAGUGGCAGGACAGCCUUGAUGCUGGUCAGCGAGUCCAACGCUGUUUCAGUUCUUGAAGUCUUGGUUCAGCGAGGAGCAGAUCUGUCGGCUGUAGAUUCACAAGGCCAUGAUGUCUUACACUACGCCAAGCUGUCAGGCAACACUGAGGUCAAAACUGCCCUCACUGCUGCCCUGAACAGACAACAGGUCCCAGAUGCGAAGUCUCCUAGAAGUCCCCAGCAUGAUCAAGUAGCUAAACUAAGUGAUGAACGGAUCACAACUCCCAAAAAACGAAAAGCACCUCCACCUCCUAUUAGCCCACUGCAGAGCUCUGGACCCUCCUCUCCUUCAGUCCUCACCUCCGCUGGGACCCCUGUAUCCAACAAAAGUGAUACUCCCAAAAGAUUCAACUACAAGGAGGAUGAGUUUAGAGGAACGGCGCUGAGAGAGGAGGUUGAGAAGCUCCAUGAGGAGAGAAACAUGUUGCUGGAGACAAUCGAAGACCUGAAGCAGUCGGUGGAGCAGACGGUGACUGGUCCUGAACUGGAUACAAAGGUCGAGCAGACUUUUACAGCAUCUGCAGCUCUGGUUUCUGUUCUGCAAGCCAAGAUUAAUGCUCUUACUCUGGAGAAUCAGCAACUUGCAAGCAAACUCAAGAAACAUCCUUCCGUCCAAGGAAGUGAGGACACCAGUCGUCCAAACAGCAUGGCCUCCAACUCCUCCUUCCACUCCACCCAGGAUGAGUUUGAGUCACUGCCACAAGUGGAAAAGGAAGAUGGUCCAGGUGGUGUUUCUGUCAGACGAGAGGAAGAAGAGAGUGAAGGAGGAAGCAAAGACGAGAUCAGACUGUUGAGACAAGCGCUAGAGAGCGUUCAGGUGAAACUGCUAGAAACCAGGAAGGAAAACCGCUCACUUCAGGCCCAGCUGAAACCUGAACUAGGCAGAGAAAGGGAGGAGGAUGGAAGCGUGAGGGAGAAAGGAAGAGAGGAAGAGUUGAUGGAGAGUCUUGCAGAGCUUCAGGCGAAGCUGACAGACACUCAGGAGAGAUACCACCAAGCUGUGGAGGAGGUGGAGGAUCUGAGGGUGCGGAUUGGAAAGGGAGAAGGUGAGCUGACAGAAAAACAGGAGGUCCAGAGACUUACAUCAUCUGCACUUGAAAACGAAGUAAAACAGUUGAGGGCCCUGCUCGCCCAAUCUGGAUCUGAGCAAGAGAACGCAGCUCAACGCAUCAGACAGCUGGAGGAGGCGCUGAGGAGGGUGGAGGAGGAAAGACGGAGUGUCAAGGAGAAAGAACAGAGGACUGCACAAAUUGAGGAGCUGUACAAGGAGGCACAAGAGGAGAUUAGGAUGCUCCAGGAGGCUCUGAGAGGCACAGUGCCAGUUGAAGCUGCAGCCAAAGACUUUGAGGAGAUGAAGGCUGAGCUAAACGAGGUAAUCGCAGGGCUGCAGCGCCGCUUGCUGGAACUCUCACACUCCUACAGUGAAACCAAGAGUCAGCUAAGUGCUGCACAGAAGCAGCUGGCUGAGAGCAGCGCAGCCUCAUCUCCCUCCUCAGAGCAGCAGCAGCUAAACAGCAAGCUGGAGGAGCUGCAGACAUCACUAGCUGAGACAGAGAAGAAGCUCGCAGCUGCUCAAGAGGAGAUUUCACUCCUGAAGCAGGAGGCAGAAGCUCAGGCACAGAGCUCCGUGUCCCUCGCUGACCACACUCAGGUGAUGUCAUCUCUGGGAAAUGCCAUCAAAGAGUUGGAGAGCCAGACAGAGGCCCUGAAAGAGCAGCUACACCAGAAAGUCUUGCAGGUGGAGGCUCUUCAGAGCAGGCUGACAGCAGAGAAAGAUGUUACCUCAGAUGAUUCAGUCUCCCGUGUGGAACUCGAGACAGCACGAGAGCAGCUGGAGGGUGAGGUGAACCACCUGACGCAGCUCCUCCAGGAGGCCCUCAGGAAGCAGGACGAGAUGGCUCUGGAAGCUGCUGAUGCAUGGCAGAAGGCACGGGAUAAUCGAGCAGAGCGGGAGGCCCUGCAGGAGCUGGUGAUGUCCAGGGAGAAGGAGAACCAAACUCUCACCACGAGGCUGGCUGAGGCCCAGGAUGCUGUGUCUCAGCUGAAACAGCUGGUGGAGAACCACACUGCCUCAGAGAGAGAGAAGAACAAGAGGAUAGAUGACCUGUCACGGGAGGUUGGAAAGCUGAGGGACGCCUUAAACAGCCUAUCACAGCUCUCCUACAGCUCUGGUUCUCCCUCCAAGAGACAGCAGCAAAGCCAGCAGCUGGAGACAUUGCAGCAACAAAUCAAACAACUGCAGUACCAGCUAGCUGAGUCAAAGAAGCAGCACCAUGAGAUCGUGUCAGUCUACAGGAUGCACCUCCUCUAUGCUGUCCAGGGUCAGAUGGACGAGGAUGUUCAGAAAGCCUUAAAGCAGAUCCUGAUGAUGUGCAAGGUGCCAAGCCAAGCCAAGGAGGCCUGCUAAGACACGCUAGGCCUGGUUUCCCAAAAGCAUGUUGUGAACGAAACUGAAGUGAACUGCUGCUGUCACUACACGUUCUGUCGUCACAGUUCACACGUUGCUUGUGCUGAUUACAAGUAAGGCCAACUUAUGGUGCCUCUGGAUGAACCUUAAGUAUUUGUUGAUGAGGAGUAGGUUUACAAUCAUGUUCAUUGCCUUUGCUAAUGUCAGGACCAAGUAAGAUCCAAAGGUCAUCAAUGUUAUGAUGGAAGAUGUUUUUGGGAAACCUCAGCCAGUUGACCGUUCACAUGAAUAAAUGAACCAAGUGGUUCCAGCCAAACUUAUAAUCUCAGUAUGUGCAUGUUAACACUACACUGUCAAUGUGCAGUAACCUUAAAUCACAUGCAGUUGGACAAGCGUGAAACAUACAUGUAUGUGCGCACUAAUCGGUCCACUGAAAACAGUGCGUUUGAUGUGGUUUGUUUCUGUUACAAUGUGCGCUUAGAGAAAUAAAAGACUUGCUGCUGUUGGUAGUAUCUAUUUUAUGAUACAACAGUGUUAGUAUUAUUUUACUUGUUGUCUAAAGGUUUCAUAGUGGUCGACAUUUUCUCGAUGCAAUCUAAAUUAUUUGUGCCCUCUCAACAAUGCAUGCUCAACGCCAGCCCAAAUAUUGCAUAGAAAUGUUUUUCUGGCCGCACUUCUAUGAAGAAAAUGCAUGAUACUGUUUGUACUGCUAUUUUCCUAUCAGCACAAAAAUUUAUAAAAAUGUAUUUUGCAGAAUUGUAUUACCAUGCCAUGUUUUCUAAGAUACUGUACUUUAAUGAAGAGGUUUGAUAGCUGUAUUUUUGAUGGCCUUGUUUUGUGUUAUGUGUGAAUGAAAUUCCUUUUCCCCUGAUUAUAACAACGCACUAAUUGGUCUAGUGACACCUGAAUUAGCUUCCUGUUAUUCUGUAUUAAAAAAUAUCAGUUGUAACAAAUGCCCAGCAGUAUGGGCUCAAUAUUUUUGUCUUUGACUCAGUGGAUAGUAAGUUAGGAGGGAAGAUUUUUACAUUUCUCUCCUCUUGUCUAAUCUUACAUUUUGGUCUUUUGUUUAGAAAUUCCUUACUUGAAAAGCAUGCAAAAUGUGUUGGCUGAAAGCAAAUGGUUGAGUGUGCCGUCACACGUCUGUCUGCAGUACUUUCACCUGAGAAUUACCAUCAAAUAUCACAGUUGUUGUAGAUGCCAAUUUCAGCAGGCUUCCUUAUUAAUUUAUUUACAUUUACCAGGAAUGUUUUUUUCUGUCUCUCUACUUGUGAUACUCCCAUCUCUCUUUCAGUGUUUCUUUGUAGGUACGGAUUUACACUGUACAGAAUACAUUUUAAAUGCAUUUCUCUGUCCUCUACAGGCGUCUGAACUGUUGUCACAUCACACUCCUUUGCCUUAGUACUGUACUCAGAGCCAUACGCACUUAGAUAAUCACCCUUCUGUACAAAGUCUGAGAUUAUUGACAACACACACCCAACACUAACGCUGAUAAACUUGACUGACUGAAGCUACCACCCUCGUCUCUCACUCAGGAACUUUUGUACUGAACAUGAUUCACACCUGACUGAGCUUUGUUAGACCCUGAGUAGAGCUUUGGCUUUAUAUCAUAGGUUGUAGAACAUCAUCAAUGUCUCUCCCUUUCUCUCUAGGCCUUGACUGAAAUGUUUUGUAACAAGAAAGGGAAAAGACAGAAACAGCUCUUCUGUUGGUUGUUUCCUCUCUAACGGUUUUGUAGUGACAUGAAAAAAAUGCUCGUUUGCCAACUGCUUUUUGCCCACAUUAAUAAAUUUUCAAGAUACUGUA
Messenger RNA from Epinephelus lanceolatus (giant grouper), 5086 nucleotides. RefSeq names its product retinoic acid induced 14 (gene rai14). Lineage: Eukaryota; Metazoa; Chordata; Actinopteri; Perciformes; Serranidae. Gene Ontology annotation, molecular function: actin binding. The record is from RefSeq and is a predicted model, not a curated record.